GUCGCGGGUUGGGCCGCACUGGAGUGCGGGCACAACAGAGGAUUUGAAGGAAGAAGUUGGCACUUUGGAGGACCAGAAAGUGACUAAACUAGAAGAGAAGCUGCCUGACCAAAUCCAGUCCCUCAAAGAGGAAGCUAUUGUUCGGGUAACCAAAUACCAUGUACCUCAGGGAGUAGGGGAUAUAGUCAUGAUUCAGUCAGAUCACACUGGUGCUGUGGAUAUCCUUUCAGCUGAGCUGGAGACUGCAGACCUCCUUGGGGAGCAGAGGAAAGCUCAGCCUCCCCCUCUGGCUGCACCCACCAUGUGGACCACUGAGAAGAUGAAGGAAUUCAAAGCCAAGAUAGGAAAGGAGAAGAAUGGCCGGAUGGUGGUGAAGCGAGGCGAGGUGGUGACAGUCCGUGUGCCAACCCAUCCUGAUGGGAAAUGCAUUUGUUGGGAGUUUGCUACAGAUGACUACGACAUUGGGUUUGGAGUCUAUUUUGACUGGACCACAGUUACUAGCACUGCCAUUACUGUUCAGGUCAGCGAAUCCAGUGAUGAGGAGGAUGAAGAGGAGGAGGAGGAAAUUGAUGGACUCUCCCCUGUUGGUGAUGUGGAAAGGGGCUGCAAAAGCUAUCUGCGGAACCGCUACGGGGAGAUCAUGCCUGUGUACCGGAGGAACAGCCACCGGGAGGUGCAGGCAGGCAGCCACGAGUACCCGGGCGAGGGCAUCUACCUGCUCAAGUUUGACAACUCCUACUCUCUCCUCCGCAAUAAGACUCUGUUCUUUCACGUCUAUUACACUAGCUGAAGAAAAGGGAAGAGGCAGGGAUGGCAGGCAGGUAGUGGUGAGUGUAGCAGGCUGCCACCCGGCCCUGGUACCGCCUGAUGGGCACUGCUGUGUGACAGAACCGAGGCACAAUUCUGCCGGCUCU
Molecule: messenger RNA, 914 nt
Organism: Acanthisitta chloris (rifleman)
Lineage: Eukaryota; Metazoa; Chordata; Aves; Passeriformes; Acanthisittidae
Gene: TMED8
Product: transmembrane emp24 protein transport domain containing 8
Exons: 4
Source: RefSeq, a predicted model, not a curated record